AUGACGUCGACGAAGAGGACCUACUCUCGGCCCACGCUGCGAAAGAUUCUCAGAGCACACUCCAGGAAGAAGGUUGGCACCAAUGUCGAUCCACUGGUUUUCCUCAACUACAUCCUGUUUAUAGAGGAGCUCAUGCAGACUGCGACUCGCAAAGCACACUCGGAACGAAAUAAGACCGUUACCGCGAAGGACAUCAGGAAGGUCACCAUAAGCGCUUUAAGACGAUUCAAGGGAUGA
Molecule: messenger RNA, 237 nt
Organism: Cladophialophora psammophila CBS 110553
Lineage: Eukaryota; Fungi; Ascomycota; Eurotiomycetes; Chaetothyriales; Herpotrichiellaceae
Exons: 3
Coding region: 1-237 (78 amino acids)
Biological process (GO): chromosome segregation; mitotic cell cycle; kinetochore assembly
Cellular component (GO): kinetochore; nucleoplasm
Molecular function (GO): protein heterodimerization activity
Source: RefSeq, a predicted model, not a curated record